CAGUGAUUGUGUUUGAUGAUUUCCUCUGUUGUGUCUAAUAAGGUAACAGUGAGUGUCAUUGGCAGCUGUGAGAGUCUCUCUCUCUUUAGGGGACUGACAGGAGCCAGUUUCUUCAGUGUGUUUGAGGGAGCAGAAGGAGAAACAGAGUCAAACAAACAGUGUGACGAGCAGAAGAAGAUGGAGGGAUGUCUGACACUCGUUUUACUCUCCUCUAUAGUCACUCUAACAACAUCUGAAUUCAAGACUGUGAGGGUGGUUAAUGGUGACAGUCGCUGUGCUGGUCGAGUGGAGGUUCAUCAUGAUGGUCAGUGGGGAACAGUGUGUGAUGAUGGCUGGGAUAUACAUGAUGCUAAAGUGGUGUGUAGAGAGAUAGGAUGUGGAGAGGCUCUAGAGGCUGUGCGUAAUGCUCGAUUUGGACCAGGAUCAGGACCAAUCUGGCUGGCUAAUGGGGCCUGUAGAGGAUCAGAGUCAACACUGAAGAACUGUGGAUCAGGAGGAUGGGGUAAACAUUACUGUGGUCAUCAUGAAGAUGCUGGAGUCAGAUGCUCAGGUCGCCUCCCUAGUCUCGUUAAUGGACCUCACCUGUGUGCUGGGAGAUUAGAGGUUCUUCAGGAAAGCACAUGGUACACAGUGUGUGCUGCUGCCUUUGACCAGCAGGAUGCAGAGGUUGUGUGUAGAGAGCUGGACUGUGGGGCUCCUGUACAGGUGCUGGGAGAAGAUGCUUUUGGAAAAGGAGACGCUCAGAUGUGGAAACAAGAGAUUCAGUGUGGAGGAGAUGAAUCAUACUUUGUAUCUUGUCCUACAUCCACAUCUUCACAUAUAAACUGUUCCCAUGAUGAUGCUGUAGGAGUAAUAUGCUCUGGUUACACUGAUCUCAGACUGGUAAACGGCUCAGACUCUUGUUCUGGAAGAGUGGAGCUUCGGUUCCUCAAUGAACUGGGGCACAGUGUGUGAUGCAUGCUGGGAUAUGAGAGCUGCUAGUGUCCUCUGUAGACAGCUGAAUUGUGGGAUUGCUGUGUCUGUUGUGGGAUCAGACUGGUUUGGAGAGGGAAGUGGUGAAAUCUGGGCUGAUGUGUUUGAUUGUGACGGGAAUGAAACAAAACUCUCAGAAUGUUCCAUCUCUUCAUGGAGUCGAGCUGAAUGUUCUCAUAGACGAGAUGUUGGAGUCAUCUGCUCUGAUUCCUCUCUGGCUGUUCAUGACGGUCUGGUGCGGUUGUCUGGAGAGAGACAGUGUGAGGGGGAGGUGGAAGUUUCCAUCCAUCAGGUCUGGAGGAGAGUUCUGCUGGACUCCUGGAGUCUCACUGAAUCCUCUGUGGUCUGCAGACAGCUGGGCUGUGGCUCUGUGCUGAACUUCUCCGGCUCCUCUUCAUCCAGUCCUGAACACAGUCAUGAGUGUGUGACGGGCUUCCAGUGCUCUGGGAGUGAAGCUCAUCUGGGGAACUGCAGCUCUCCACAAACUCUCAACUGC
Messenger RNA from Ctenopharyngodon idella (grass carp), 1468 nucleotides. Its product is annotated as deleted in malignant brain tumors 1 protein-like. Gene Ontology annotation, cellular component: membrane. The transcript has 5 exons. NCBI's taxonomy places the organism in Eukaryota, Metazoa, Chordata, Actinopteri, Cypriniformes, Xenocyprididae. Bases 16 to 954 code for a protein of 312 amino acids. The record is from RefSeq and is a predicted model, not a curated record.